Messenger RNA from Solea senegalensis (Senegalese sole), 2311 nucleotides. RefSeq names its product kinesin light chain 1-like. Gene Ontology annotation, cellular component: kinesin complex; membrane-bounded organelle; cytoplasm. Lineage: Eukaryota; Metazoa; Chordata; Actinopteri; Pleuronectiformes; Soleidae. Gene Ontology annotation, molecular function: kinesin binding. The transcript is spliced from 11 exons. Bases 1 to 1116 code for a protein of 371 amino acids. The record is from RefSeq and is a predicted model, not a curated record. Gene Ontology annotation, biological process: axo-dendritic transport.
AUGGUGUCUCAUAUGGAUGAUAAAGACACAUCCUCCAACAAGGGGUCUCUGGAUGAUCUCUUUCCUACCGCAGAGGAAGAACAGUCACAGAUGUCACAGCCUCACCACAGUAGUGCAGCAGCUGCAGCUCAGCAGGGUGGCUACGAGAUCCCUGCCCGCCUUCGAACGCUCCACAACCUUGUUAUCCAGUACGCAUCACAGGGACGAUAUGAAGUUGCUGUGCCUCUUUGCAAACAGGCCUUGGAAGAUCUGGAGAAGUCUUCAGGGCAUACACACCCUGAUGUAGCCACAAUGCUGAAUAUACUGGCGUUGGUGUACAGAGACCAGAAUAAAUACAAAGAAGCAGCCAACCUGUUAAACGAUGCAUUGGAAAUCCGGGAGAAAACCCUUGGGAUGGACCAUCCAGCUGUGGCAGCAACGCUUAACAACCUGGCAGUGCUUUAUGGGAAAAGAGGAAAAUACAAGGAAGCAGAGCCGCUGUGUAAAAGAGCCCUGGAGAUUAGAGAGAAGGUCCUGGGUACAGACCACCCAGAUGUGGCCAAGCAGCUCAACAACCUGGCUCUGCUGUGUCAAAACCAGGGGAAGUACCAGGAGGUGGAGCAGUACUAUGAACGCGCUCUGCACAUCUAUCAGAGCAAGCUGGGACCAGACGAUGCUAAUGUAGCCAAGACAAAGAACAACCUGGCAUCAUGCUACCUGAAGCAGGGGAAAUACAGACAAGCUGAGGCUCUUUACAAAGAGAUACUGACCAGAGCACAUGAAAAGGAGUUUGGAUCUGUAGAAGGUGACGGUCGUCCGAGUUGGUCUGAAGGUGAUGAUGGAUGUUCCAGACAGGACGGACUCGGUAACCUGAAACGCAGCGGUUCCUUUACCAAACUGAGAGAGUCGAUACGCCGAAGUAGUGAGAAACUGGUCCGCAAGCUGAGAGGAGUCGAAAUGGAGGAAACGACCCCAAGGAAUGCUGGAAUGAAGAGGGCAAACUCACUGAAUGUCCUGAAUGUUGAAGCCAGAGACAGUCAAGAUGGCACUCAGUCGAGCCGUUUGAUAGAAAAUCGUGGCCUGAGCUCCAGCACACAGAGCCUGACGAGACGAGGUUCACUCGGUGGUACAAGCUAACACACACUUCUGUUUCUGUGAGGACACUGAUUUACGAAACGCAUUCCUGAGCUUAAAACAAAUUCACCACCACGAUCUCCAACAGCUGAGUGCAAGUUUUCAGAAUUCCAAUUGGGCCACAUAACUCCUAGGUUUAGGAAUAACUGAACUCGAGAAAGCACUUGGAGAGAGCCAAGUGCUUUCUCCCUGCGGGAAACUGAUUGGCCAUUAUUAUGGUACCCCCAUUAUUAUGGUCCCAUAAUAAUGGGACCAUAACCUCAAUCUCCAGAAAAUGUUGUCAAAAUCUUAGCAUUAAGGAAAAAAGCACUUAAAUAUAAACACAAAUCAGGCCUUAUUAUUAACAGGUUACCUAAAGUUAACAGUAAUGCAUUAUAAAAUGUAUGUCCCUCGUGCUAUUAUACCACUUGGGUACAUUUAUUAACAACACUAAAAUUAUAUAAUUUAUAAUAAAAAUUUGGCAUAGACAGCACAGAUUAUCUUUUUAAGAACAUGUUGUAAAUUAAUUUUUGUUGGCACAGAAUUAUUUUUUUUUACAUGAUAUUCAAAAAUAUGUAUGAAAAUGUAAAGGUUACAUUUGGUUUCCAUGUUUGGUUUCAAGGUAAAAAUGUUUGGUUUUUUGUCUUUAAAAUGUGUAGGUCAAUUAAUUUAAUACUUCCAUAUAGUUUGCAUCAAAGUCCAUUUAUGUCAUUCCAUUUUAUGAAAAUAUUUUUGUGACAAGUUAAAAAGAAAAGAAAAAAACAACACCACCAGCUCUACAUAAAAUUUGCUAUUUUUGUCAAUAAUACCUGAAAAUAUUUAGUGAGGUCCAAAAAACUAUGAUCUAUAUGAUCAUUUUUUUUUCUAAAUUUACAUAUUAAAUAAUUUAAGAUAUAUUGGUGUCUGAAAUUAUUGCUGUGUGCCUGAGAAAAUGUUUAGAUUGAUGUGAAAAAACUCACUUAAAGUAAUCAUCAGUAUGUUUAAUAUGUCUCGGCAACACAAGCUUAGACAGACCACACAGAUGCUACCUGCUCAGAGCCAAAAGCAGGAAACAAUUAGCAGCUAAAGGGUAAAGUGGAGUUAGGAGAUUAACUACUGGAUUACGGAGAUGGAAAUCCCAGGUGUAGACAAACUAUUUUAGAGUUUGUCUUUCUCAUGAAAGAAGCUUUAACAUUAACCAAAUAAAGAUCAACUGAGGCAUACCCAAGUGUAAUUUUAA